Messenger RNA from Sesamum indicum (sesame), 1176 nucleotides. RefSeq names its product putative F-box/kelch-repeat protein At1g20790. The record is from RefSeq and is a predicted model, not a curated record. Gene Ontology annotation, molecular function: protein binding. NCBI's taxonomy places the organism in Eukaryota, Viridiplantae, Streptophyta, Magnoliopsida, Lamiales, Pedaliaceae.
AUGGCGGCGGCUUUACCCGAAGAUGUUAUUCUUGAAAUCUUGGCACGUUUACCUCCCAAAUACGCACUUCAAUGCUCCGCCCUCAACAAGUCUUUCUUCCAAGCCAUCUCCUGUCCAUACUUCGCACGUCGAAACGCCGCCCUAUCAUCGUCCCCGAGCAGCAACUCCACCAUAUUGAUACGCUGUUCGUCCCGAUGCCCCAAGAUUUACACAAGGCUCAGCCUAGAAAUCCCUCGCCGGCAUCUGCCCGCGGCUACCACAAUCCUCAUGCACGAGGUUAAGGUCCUGGACUCAUGCUACGGCAUUCUUCUUCUUCGUGUAAAGUCGUCCGAGCUGCACCAUGUUUUUAACCCGAUCACCGGAGGAAUUGUGCCCGUAGAUCAUCUUAGUGUUCACUUAAACCAAGGCGUCGGCCUCGUCAUCGACUUUCUUCCCGAUUCCUCUUACGGCCUCAAAUUGGCUACCUUUUACAUUCACCCAACGGAGAAAGACCGCCGGGGAAGUCUCCUGAAAUUUAGCAUACUCGUACCGUAUCAAGAUUUCACGGAGAUCAAAUCUCAAGUUAGUUUAUUCUGCGAAGGACUGACCCUUGUGAAGGAUGAACACAUGAAACCCGUUUACGCACACGGGUCCGUGCACUGGCUUGCAAACCAUGGAACAAAAGUUAUAGCGUUUAACGUGCAAAAGGGAAAGGCGCGGAUUUUCGACGGGCCUGUCAAGGGUGGCUUGCGUCACCUUGGGUACAAGUGGUUCGGUUUGGCUGAGGGUUCGCUUUCAUACGUCUACACCCCGCCGGGAGAAAUUGUGGUUGUUGCCCACGAUUCCUCGACAGAUGAGUGGCGAGUGCGGUACAGGAUUAACGAUCUACGCGUUCUGUCUAAUAGGAAUUACGGCAAGGGUAUGCCGUUGUUCUUCGACGGGCGGCGUGUGGUUGUUCGGGUGGGACGACGUGACGGCGGAGAUGAAGUGUAUGAGUUUGAGAUGGGGAUGAAUGAGAAGUGGGAGAAGAGAGGAGUGGUGGAGCAAUGGUCGGAUGCUUUUCAGCAUUUCUUUACUUUCAAUCCAACAUUAGCAAAGGUUUCUGAUAACUAUCUGCACAACAAUCCCACCCAUGUUAGAGAGUACCACCUCAUCAAGGGGCCCUUGCUUCAACUGCAGCACCUCUUGAGGAUCUGA